UCGACUACUAUUUCUCUUUAGUAUCUAAUUUUUUUUACUUCUAAUAAGUUGUCCGCGUUUGUGUUUGAUCUAAAUGGAAAACAAUAAAACCGUAUAAAAAAUAUAUAAAAACGACGGGCGACUUUACCGCAAGCUAACCGCUAGCUCUGUGGCUAGCGGUGCUAACAUCCUGCUCCCAGGGCGAAAACAUGUCGGGAUAACCCGCACACCCCGGUGCGAUGCAUUCUCUGGGUCAGGAGAUCCAAGGAUUCUCCAAAAACCGCCUGAAGAAACAGUGCACACGCGUUACCACGGUGACGGGCAGGAAGCUGCUGGAGAGGAGGAGCGAUGGUGGCGAGGGAGAGCAGGUGGAGCUGGUGGAGGAGCUGGAGGAGGGAAGUGGAUGUGGAUUUGUAGAAGAUAAAAGUCUGGACCUUCAAGUGGGUGUCGUUAGACCCUUUCUACUGCUGGGCUCUCAGGAUGCAGCCCACGACGCCGACACCCUGCAGACACAUAAGGUGUCCCACGUGUUAAAUGUGGCCUACGGAGUGAGUAACCUGUUCCCCGAUCAGCUGGUGUACAAGACGCUCCAGAUCCUGGACGUCCCGGACACGGACAUCACCUCAUAUUUUGGGGAGUGCGGCGCCUUCAUAGACCAGGCGCGAGAAGAGGGCGGCGUGGUCUUGGUCCACUGUAACGCCGGCGUGUCGCGCUCCUCCUCCGUGGUGAUUGGCUACCUGAUGUGGAGGGAGGGGCUGCCGUUCGGCGAUGCGUACAGCCAGGUGAAGCAGGCGAGGCCCUCGACUCGCCCCAACCCCGGAUUCUACCGGCAACUGCAGAACUACAAAGCAGGGAGUGUGCAGCUCUGCGUACAGCGGCUGGACUACGAAUCUAAUUAAAAUCUGACUAUACAUUGUAUUUUUUUCUGUAUGCCAAAUGCCCAGUGUGUCUUCAGUGUCUAAUAAGUGUAAAAAAUAAAAAAUAAAAAGCUACAAAGCCAUUCUUAUUAGAA
This is a messenger RNA of Scophthalmus maximus (turbot), 991 nucleotides long. Its product is annotated as dual specificity protein phosphatase 19-like. Gene Ontology annotation, biological process: protein dephosphorylation; regulation of MAP kinase activity. Gene Ontology annotation, cellular component: cytoplasm. Lineage: Eukaryota; Metazoa; Chordata; Actinopteri; Pleuronectiformes; Scophthalmidae. Bases 219 to 878 code for a protein of 219 amino acids. The record is from RefSeq and is a predicted model, not a curated record. Gene Ontology annotation, molecular function: JUN kinase phosphatase activity. The transcript is spliced from 5 exons.